AUGGUUUUAUUGGUGGAGAAAAAAGUCCCUCAAUUGGCAAAGGUUAAGCUGCUGCUCAUUCAAGUGAAGGAAGAAGAGGGAGUGGACAAGAAAGAGUUACUGCAGCUAUGGCAACAGCUGACCAAACUGCUCUCAGACUGCCUCAAUGGGGAAGAGCAGGACAAUGAAAUUCAACAACAUAUAAUCACUGCAUUUGAAAAGGCCAUGGUUCUCAUGGACCCUGUCCCAGGAGAGGAACACAAGAAGAUGUCAGCUGACUAUGUCAAAUGUCUUUCUAAACUGCCACAGGAAGAACCCAAAAUGAAAGAGGCAUGUGAGUCCAUGCUCUCGCUCUACCCAAACCAAAGCUAUCCUCUUGAGGUGCUUUGUUCUCAUUACCUCAAAACAGGUGUUCAGGAUGAGGGUGCAGUCAGCUGUUUCUCCCGGCUCCUGGAUGUGGCCCCUAACAGUGGAAUAGGUCACCUGGGUCUGGGCACCAAAGCACUGCAAGAAGGGAGGUUUAAAGAUGCCAUCAGGGACCUUUCACAAGUUUCGUCAGGUCUUGAGAACUUCGCUCUGGCUCAACACUGCUUCAUCAAGUCCAUUCAAGUUGAACCAAAUAAUGUUGUUGCUUGGACCAACCUUGGCACCCUGUAUUUAAAGAAAGACAAUAAAGAGCUGGCUCACGAGGCCUUCAAGAUUGCCCAGUCCCUGGAGCCGCUUUACGUCAACUGCUGGAUCGGACAGGCGCUGAUAGCAGAGAGAGUGGGAAGCUUUGACACCAUGGAUCUCUUCAGACACACCACUGAACUCAGCACUCAUAUGGAGGGAGUGAAGGGUUAUGCUUACUGGGUAUGUUCCACCCUGCUGGACAAGAGCAACAGAGACUCGACACUGUACCGCUACAACAUAGUCCAGAUGAACGCCGUCUCUGCUGCUCAGGUGGCUCUCAGCAAGUACACAGAGAGGAUCCAGUCCGACCCCGAUGCCUUCAUUAUGCUCGGCUACCUGAAUGAGCAUCUGCAGCUGAAGAGGCAGGCCGUGCAGGCUUACAAAAGAGCUGUUGAACUUCUCCAGUCCACGUCCUCUGAAGAAGCGCUGGCCUUUGCUCUGGGCAGCUAUGGCCGUGCAUUGUGCACCUCAGGGCAGUCGGAGGAGGCGGUGCGUGUUUAUAGCUCCACCCCCCUGCAGGAGCUCAGUGAUCUGGCUGGUCUGGCUCUGUCCUCCUGCAGGGCCGGACUCAUCCCAGAGAGCAUCAGCGCCUAUGAACGUGCCUCGGCUGUGGCUUCCAGUGAGAAGGAGAAGGCGUACAUCCUGACAGCUCUGGCGCUGCUUCAGCACCGGCUGGGGAACCUGGACUCAGCCAAGACUCUGCUGUUUAAAUGCUCGAUGCUGAAGGAGCCAAUCCCGGAGUCUCUGCUGUGUUUAUGUGCGCUGGGAUUGGUCCAAAGUGAUGCUACGCUGAGUGCUGCUGCGCUGACGGAGCUGCUGAAGCAGGGUCCAGCCUCUGGGAGUGUGAUCGAGCAGCGGUGUCUGCUCACCUGCGCCCUGCUCGCCCUGCAGGGGAACUACAGCGCCGUGCAACGAGAGGCUUCCAGAGCUGUGCACAGCAAUCCUGGAAACCCGUCUCUGUGGGCCCUGCUGUCCAGACUGGUUCCACAAUACUACCCAAGGAAGGCAAAUGGUGGAGCGAUGGCUGGUCAUGUUGCCUGUCUCUCCAGUAUGACCCUAGGAAAGAGAGCGUUGUUGUACAGUGGAGUGAACCAGCUGGCUAAUGGGAAACACUCUGGAGAGGACAAACACAGGAAUGCACUGAAGACUAUGCAGAGAGCUGUGAUGCUUUGUCCUGAUGAUCCAGCCACGUGGGCGGGAUUAAUGGCUGCCUGUCACACAGAAAACACUUCCUGUUACCUUUCAGGUUCUGCUCCUUGCAGACGAGGACUAGAGCAAACCCUCAUGUCAGUGGUUUCAGAGAAAGUGCAUAAUGUGGAGGAGAUCGAGCGCCCUCUUGCACAGACUCUGGAAGGCUGGGUGCUACAACAAGCAGUGACUGGUCUCAUGCUGGGAGGACAGCUGGAGCAGGCAGAAGCCCUCUGCACACAGGUGCUGAGUGCUUCUCCAGAGCACCCGGCAGUGAUGCUGUCCCUGAGACAGGUGCAGUGUCAGCGCCUCCUUUUGGCCGGUGGUGGUACUGUCCUGCCAGACUCCGUGCUGGAGCAACUAAAAAACACAGUGAUGAUGAACCCCACAAACCUUGGGGGCUGGCAUUGGCUGGCCGAGGUGUAUCGUAGCCAGGGUCUGCUCCCCCAGGCGGUCAUGGCCUACAGGCAGAGUCUGCAGAUCUCCUCACAGCUCGGCCUGCACAUCAGCCAGAUUUCCUCUCUGCUGCGACUUGCCCUGCUGGCCCUGGGACCCUCGAUGGCGGGUGUCCCAGGGAACGACUGGACCAACAUGAUCGUGGAAGCCACCGCUGAAGUGUUGAAGCUGGGCUCCUCCUCUGUGGCCCUCCUGUUCCAGGCCCUGCUCCAUUUUGUGACCAAGAUGGCUGCUAGGGAAACCAGGCGUUUGUUGGAGAGGCUGGUGUACUCUCAGGACGUCCCAGUGACGGUGGUGCAGGUGGCCAGCUGGUACCUCCUCAGACACUUGCAUAGCAAAAACGACCAGGAGCUAAUAAAUGUCCUUUUCCAAUAUGCCAAAAUCAACAGAGAUCAGAGACUGCUCGACUUUCAUUCACUGCUUUCCUCUUCGUCAGCUUGAGUUGUGCAAUUCUGCAACGUGUCACUAUGAAAUCAUGUAGCUCAGCAGGGUUCCUUUACAGGCUGAAAUAAUCAAAAUGUAGCAUUAUCUUCUGGGUCUCUUCAAUACAUAUGAAAUCAUAUCAAAAUCAAAAUGUUGUGUCAGAUAUAACAAUGUUUAUUGUCUUUACAUGGUUCUUUGGUUUAACACUAUACAGUGUUCAGGAUAUCAAAUACAUUCAGCAAAAAUCAUGAUCUUUAUCGCAUAUUACUUCAAAAUGAACUGAUGUCCAUGUUCAGAUUGAAAUAAAGGCUUCUUGCUUGAACUAAA
This is a messenger RNA of Notothenia coriiceps (black rockcod), 3045 nucleotides long. RefSeq names its product SKI3 subunit of superkiller complex (gene skic3). The transcript is spliced from 25 exons. Gene Ontology annotation, biological process: nuclear-transcribed mRNA catabolic process. Gene Ontology annotation, cellular component: Ski complex. Lineage: Eukaryota; Metazoa; Chordata; Actinopteri; Perciformes; Nototheniidae. The coding region runs from base 1 to 2736 and encodes 911 amino acids. Gene Ontology annotation, molecular function: protein binding. The record is from RefSeq and is a predicted model, not a curated record.